Molecule: messenger RNA, 1020 nt
Organism: Acanthamoeba castellanii str. Neff
Lineage: Eukaryota; Discosea; Longamoebia; Acanthamoebidae
Product: Ubiquinone biosynthesis methyltransferase COQ5, putative
Exons: 6
Coding region: 1-1020 (339 amino acids)
Biological process (GO): ubiquinone biosynthetic process
Molecular function (GO): methyltransferase activity
Source: RefSeq, a predicted model, not a curated record
AUGAGGAAGGCAUCGACGACCACAGUUCCGAUGUUCGCCGGCAUGGGGGCGGUGAAUAGAACGGUUUCCAAUGCUUCGUUUUGCUUGUUGCCUUCCUUCUCAUUUGCAUCGAAUGGCGCGAAAUCUGCGGUUAUUGGCUCUCUUUUGCAGCGCACCUACUCUACAUCUCCAUCUCCCGCAGCUGCAUCUCUCCACGCAUCUCCCCCGCCUGCAAACGCUGCCCCGAAGCAGCGAGAGGAAGAAGAGGAGGUUACACAUUUCGGCUUCAAAAAUGUGCGAGCCAAGGAGAAGGCGUCGAUGGUCGGGGAAGUCUUCCAUCGCGUUGCCUCCAACUACGACCUCAUGAACGACGUCAUGUCCGCUGGUGUGCACAGAUAUUGGAAGGACCGGUUCGUGACAACCUUGAACCCGCUGCCAGGCACGCGCAUUCUCGACGUGGCCGGCGGCACCGGCGACAUUGCCUUCCGCUGCCUCGACCGCAUGAAGAGCACCUCCACUUUCUUCUCCAAGGCCCCCGGAACCGGUCAGCGAGCAUCGUCUUCGGUCACCGUGUGCGACAUCAACCCGUCCAUGCUCGCCGUGGGCAAGGAGCGAGGCAUCGCUCGCGGGUACACAGAAAGCACCGAUCCGUCGGUGGCCUGGGUGGUGGGCGACGCCGAGCAGCUGCCCAUCGACGACGCCUCCAUGGACGCCUUCACGAUUGCCUUUGGCAUCAGGAACUGCACCCACAUCGACAAAGUGAUCAAGGAAGCGUACCGCGUGCUGAAGAAGGGCGGACGAUUCAUGUGUCUCGAGUUCUCGCACCUCGAGAACCACCUCAUGCAGCAGGUGUACGACACCUACUCGUUCCAGGUCAUCCCCGUCAUGGGCCACGUCGUGGCCGGUGACAUGGACUCCUACCAACGGUUCCCGAGGCAGGAGGUGUUUGCCGAUAUGAUCGGACAGGCGGGCUUCCGGGCGGUGACCUUCGAAAACCUCACCUUUGGCGUGGCCGCCAUCCACUCAGGCUGGAAGCUCUGA